Messenger RNA from Ophidiomyces ophidiicola, 864 nucleotides. It is a transcript of the gene SHO1, whose product is annotated as Transmembrane osmosensor. The transcript is spliced from 4 exons. Bases 1 to 864 code for a protein of 287 amino acids. Gene Ontology annotation, molecular function: protein binding. NCBI's taxonomy places the organism in Eukaryota, Fungi, Ascomycota, Eurotiomycetes, Onygenales, Onygenaceae. The record is from RefSeq and is a predicted model, not a curated record.
AUGGCUCGCAUUAGCCUGGACAACCUGGUCGGGGACCCGUUUGCGUUGGCGUCGGUGUCCAUAUCAUUGCUCGCCUGGUUAAUCACGUUCAUUUCGGCCAUCAUCUCUAGUGUUCGCGAUUCUUUCCCAAAUAUCUAUUGGUGGACCGUGGCAUAUAUGUUCCUGUGCAUCAUGGGCAUCGCAUAUGUCAUGGCCACGGGCACCACUCACAUCUACAGCACUGCAAUCGUCGGCUAUGUUUCAGCUGGCCUUGCAUUUACAACAUUCGCCGUGGACGUCCUAAUAAAGGACAAGUCUGGAUCGAAAGAGGCGGCCGGUGCUGGCUUUCUACUCCUCUGUAUUGUCAAUGUUGUUUGGAUCUUUUACUUCGGCUCGGCACCUCAGUCGCGUUCUCGCAACUACAUCGAUUCCUUCGCCAUGCACAAAGAGCAGCCACCUUAUCUUAACUCUAGCCAGAUGUCAAAUCACUACACCAAUCGACCCGAUACUACCGUAUCCAACCAACCCCCACAAAUGUACACCUCUGCUCAACUGAAUGGGUUCGAAACCUCGUCCCCCAUGUCCGGCUUCGGAGGACCAACAGGAGCCGCCGGAACCGCAGGCAUUGGCAAUUCGCAAGUCAACCUAGCUGCUACCGGUAACGCGGCCGGAGGAGCAGGCAAUGAAGUCAGCCCACCAACCGAAUACCCGUACCGUGCCAAAGCCAUCUACUCGUACGAGGCCAAUCCCGAUGACGCCAAUGAAAUCAGCUUUACAAAACACGAGAUCCUAGAGGUAUCCGAUGUAAGUGGGCGAUGGUGGCAGGCGAAAAAGUCGACGGGAGAAACAGGAAUUGCGCCAUCGAAUUAUCUGAUCCUGCUUUGA